Cetraspora pellucida is the source of this 501-nucleotide messenger RNA. Lineage: Eukaryota; Fungi; Glomeromycota; Glomeromycetes; Diversisporales; Gigasporaceae. The record is from the annotation of a GenBank genome assembly.
AUGCUAUUUGCCAAUUUUAUCAUUCCAAUUCCAUCACCUAUUUCACCACGCGUUGACCUCAAGGUUCUCAAAAUUAUACCGGAAGAUUUUAAUGAAAACAGAGAAGUUUACGAGUCUGCAUUAGUGGAAAUGAAUGUUGACGCCGAUUUUACGCCACUUUUCGCUUUUAAUACGCAUUCAAUCUUUGUAUAUUUAAUAGUGGAAUACGAGACACCUACUCAUAUCCGUAAUCAGAUUGUAUUGUGGUCAUUCAUAAUACGAAAUCGUACCUCUGCUGUUCUACAAUUACAUCAAAAGAUGAAUACUUUCAAUGACAUUACUCCAAGUUUCAGAGGUGUGAAUGGAACAUAUAUGAUGGAAUGGGAUAUUAUACCUAAGCUUGGUAUUUUGCGGCACGGCCGCGCACAUCAAGUUGAUGCAAUUGUUACAUUUCCUAAACCGCAUAUGGUCUGGAACCUUGUAAAUAUGUGCUUAAUAAAAUGGCACCAGCAUUUUGCUUAG